Molecule: messenger RNA, 1247 nt
Organism: Cuscuta epithymum
Lineage: Eukaryota; Viridiplantae; Streptophyta; Magnoliopsida; Solanales; Convolvulaceae
Source: the annotation of a GenBank genome assembly
GUCUUUACAAAACUGAUUCAGGACUCGGACAUAACAGAUUAACAGCCACCAGCCGGAAAGUAAACAGACAGACGGAAAUGGAAGAAGCCGGCGGCAGCGAGCCGACUACGAUUACAGUGAAUGUGCAAGUCGCGGGAAGCUCGAUUCUAUUCAAUGUCUCCCCCGACUCUACGGUCAAAGAGCUCAAGUCUGUCCUUCAGCAGCUCACUAAUGUCCUCCCUGGCGCCCAGAAACUCAUCUCGAAAGGGAAAAUUCUUGUUGACGAGAUGACACUUAGGUCCUCCGAAGUUGACGAUGGCUCGAAGAUCAUGCUCUUACCAUCCCCAUCCCUAGCGAAGCUGAUUGAAGAGUGGAAGCUUACACGAAUGAUAGUGUUAUCGCAUUGUUAUUUGAAGGCCAUCCCUGAUGCAGUAUUGGAAUUUGGAAAUUCUGCACUAUAUCUUGAUCUGGAUGGUAACACCAUAAAAGAAGUUCCUGAGAGAAUUAGUCAUUUAAGUUCUAUUAUGGUCCUGUAUCUUAAUGCCAAUGUCAUUGAGGACCAAUACUUAAGCUGGGAGGGGAUACAGUCUUUGAAGUCUUUGAUAGUUCUUUCUUUGAAUGAAAACAGGUUAACAAUCUUACCUUCCAGCCUGGGCGCAUUGACAAGAUUGAGGCAGCUUCAUAUUUCAAAGAACAAGUUGACUUCUCUCCCAAUCGAAAUUGGCCUUCUAACAAAACUUGAGGUUUUGAAUGCCCGCACUAACAGGUUAAGCACCAUUCCGACUAGCAUAAGUGGGUGUGCUUCUCUUGAAUACGUUGAUAUUUCAUCUAAUCUUCUGACUGAGUUACCUGAUACCCUUGGCAAGCUAAAGAACAUGGAGGAAUUGCUUCUCGGUGACAAUAGGCUCACAUCUCUUCCGACUACUAUAUUCAGCCAUUGUAAUAAACUCUACUCAUUGGAUCUCCAUGGUACUGGACUAACGAGGGAUUAUGUCCGGCAGCUCGAUGGGUGGAAUGAAUUUAAAAAGAGAAAAAAUAGUGAGAUAGCUAUAAGUUGAGAAAAAUCUCCAUCAGAAGAUUUUAUACUAGUGAGAAAAAAAAACUGAAGAGUAUAAAUGAGCUACUUAUAAUGGUAGUUAGAAACGGUUAAAGCAGUGUUCAUAGUAGUUAGUCUGUUAAUAACAACAUCAACUAUAAAAAUAAGUUGAUAGCUAUAGAUUGUACAUAUUUUGCCCAUUCAAUGAACUUCUCUUUUAAAACAUCCAUGC